This is a messenger RNA of Neltuma alba, 1626 nucleotides long. Its product is annotated as plant cysteine oxidase 2. Lineage: Eukaryota; Viridiplantae; Streptophyta; Magnoliopsida; Fabales; Fabaceae. Gene Ontology annotation, molecular function: oxidoreductase activity, acting on single donors with incorporation of molecular oxygen, incorporation of two atoms of oxygen. The coding region runs from base 406 to 1254 and encodes 282 amino acids. The record is from RefSeq and is a predicted model, not a curated record. The transcript has 5 exons.
CCCUCUUUUAUAUCUCUACCUCUUCAUUCUCUUUCUUCACCCAUCGCCUUCACAUAUUUCCCAAUUCCAUUUUCACAUCUUACUUCUUUUACCCCUCCACCUAUAUCUCCAUACAUCCCUCUUACAAAGUCUGCCCCUGGCCCCUUUCUCACUCUUUUUCUUCCUACUAUUUCCCGGUAUUUGGGGUUUUAUGGUCUCACUGCAGUUUUUCGCAGUUUUCUGGCACCCUCUUUUUCUUUUACCGAAUUCUCUAUGGUCCCUUGUUCUAUAAUCUCUUAGCAGAGCCCUGGAAGUAGAAGCAUUUCGCGGUGACAUUGAUCCUGGUGUCUCCUUGUUUCGAUGUUCGUAUCGUAAUUCUGCAUUAAAGUGGUAGUAAGAUUGGUUUUUCUGCUGAAUUUGAAUUGAAUGGGGAUUGGGAGGAGGGUGGCUGAUAAGAAAGACAAAAACUUCUCUGAAUUACCCGAAGAGACGAAUACCAACAGCAAAUCAAAGAAGAACCGGCGACGUCAGAAGACGUCGCCGGUUCAAAAACUCUACAAGACAUGCAAAGAAGUGUUUGCCUCUGGUGGCACUGGGAUUGUUCCGCCCCCUCAAGACAUUGAGAAGCUGCGGUCUGUUUUAGAUGCAAUUACACCAGAAGAUGUUGGCUUGGAGCCUGAUAUGCCAUAUUUCAGGACAAAUGGCACCCAAAGAUUCCCAAGAAUUACGUACCUGCAUAUCUUUGAAUGUCCAAAUUUCUCGAUGGGAAUAUUUUGCUUGCCGCCUUCUGGUGUUAUUCCUCUUCAUAAUCACCCUGGCAUGACGGUUUUCAGUAAACUACUUUUUGGGACCAUGCACAUCAAAUCAUAUGAUUGGGUGGUUGACUUGCCCCCUCGAACUCCCACCAGUCUCGAACCACCGGAAAUUCAGAGUUCAGAAGUGCGGUUGGCUAAAGUGAAGGUUGAUGCUGAUUUCACUGCUCCUUGCAGCCCCUCCAUCCUUUAUCCCGCCGAUGGAGGAAACAUGCAUUGCUUCACGGCAGUGACAGCAUGCGCAGUUCUUGAUGUUCUUGGCCCUCCAUACUCCGACCCUGAUGGCAGGCACUGCACUUACUACCUUAAUUAUCCCUUUUCCAACUUUUCAGCUUCAGUAGACGGAAUAUGCAUAGCAGAAGAGGAAAAUAAGUCUUAUGAGUGGCUUCAAGAGAGGGAGAAACCUGAGAAUUUAGAAGUAGUUGGAACCAUGUAUGGAGGUCCAGAGAUUGUGGAAGGCUAAUCUGACGCCAUAUGUCACUCAUCUGAGCCUUAUCUGAAUCGGCGGUGAAAGUUAGGCUGAUCCUUGUUCAUGUCUUGUUCCCCCACCUUUUAGUUUUAAUUUUUCAGAUCUUGAUGGAACGUGAGGCACCUGGGGACGUUUUCAGCCGACAAAUUUGUUAAUCAUUAAUGUACAGAUGAUGAAAACAGGAAAUGAUAAAAAAGAGAUAUACAGCACCGGAAAUUGAUAUUGGCAUGAAGGUGCAGUGGCCUUGAUGUCUGAAAUUGAGCUGUUGAGUUCACUUAGCCUUCCUUGGGGUGAUUUAGAGAUAAUAAACAAUGGAUGUUUUAUUAAUCAGGAUUAAAUAUGAUUCAGCUUCUGUUUCGCACCCUA